UUUAUCAUUUGACUUUCAAAAGGAAAGCAGAAUAUUUGCAGAAUUCCUGAAAUAUUCCUGAAAUAUUCCUUCAAACAUAAUAGUUUUGUAGCGAGUUGGAAUUGGGUCGAUUGUUGAGUCGAUUGGCAUGUCAAAAUAAGAUGCUAGUGACUGCACAAUGAUGGAACAACAAUAAAAAGGAAAGACAAAUAAUACAAAAUAAACACAUAGAUGAGACAUCUCGGUCAAACGUGGAUUUAUUGGUGAUGACAAAAAAUGCUGGUUUAAUCGGCCAUCGGCAGUUAUGUGAUGACUAGCUUCAUGCUAACCGUUGCGCCUGGUGAAGUAGGGAGUGCCCUAGCCCCACAACCACACAACCACACACACACACACACACACACACACACUUCACGCCCCCAGCCCUAUUCGGCCGGGACUAGUCUGAUUAUCUGAUGAUGAUGCCUAUAAAUGUGUUUUUGGGGGGAAAAUCACCUAAUUUGCAUUUAUUUUUAUUCAAGACCAACACUAGUGUGGAUAACCUUGUUUGUCAGUUUUCCGAUGAUCAGAAAACUGUUGUGUUUAAUCUGGAAAAGGUUGUCUGUGUCUUCUGUGUCUGAAUGGCCGUCCAAUAGGGGUCAACAUUGAAGUCUCCUGUGUCCUGAUUGGUUGAUCGUUAUAGGUAAUUGAACGAUGAUAUAGAACUCUCUCUCAAUAAAGGUUUGGGAAAUUUGGUUUAAUUCAAAAAGGGUGAGGUCAGAGAGCGGUUAUUUUCGAAUAGAAUGCCCCUGUUUAUUAAAAGUGCCACUAAAUGUAACAGUCAGCUUCUGUGACUGCUCUGUUUAGGGGGAAUUAGCUUCUUGACUGAAAGUGUCUUAUAAUUGAUACCACUUCUUGUUUCUCAUCGCUUUAUGGCAUUGAGUGCAUUUUUCAUAACACCUGUCACAUGCAGACUUGAUGGUUGGCAAAACAUUUGAGGUAUGCCUUCCCUCUUUUUAGUGCUGAUUGUAUUUAUUUCUCUCUAAUCUUAAAUUGGUUCUGCUUUGGAAUAGGAAAUGAAAUAAGUAUUCUCAUCUCAAGGGAACCGACAAAAACUGAGGUUUUCUUCACUUGUUUAUUGGGUAAAUACUGUAUAUGGUGGGAACGUUUCAGUAGAAAAAGCUAUUAAACUUGCAUUUUUGUGAUGCUUUCAUUGAGUGGUUUGAAUGUCUACCAGCUGGAAGUCGUCUCUGACACAUUUUCCCCUUUAUACGAGGAAAUGAACACCACCUUGAGUAAAUUGUUGAAUGAAACCCAGGCUACAUUCUUUUGUGAUUGCGCAUGCUGAUUAUCUCGACACAAUGGCAGCCAGCAGCAACAAAUACUACAGUAUACAACGUAAUCCAUGUCAUCCAGUAAAGUUUACGCAUUUUUACAACAUAUUAAAAAAGAACCACAAGCUGUUGAAUUGACAGUAGCUUUUCUUGGUAAAUAGUAGCAUGCACCUUCGUUUUAAUAAGAUCAAGGAGCUGCGGUGACGACAGCACACGCCUUAAAGGUAAUAUUUACUCAUGGUGUUGUGUUUAAGGUGCUGUGAGGAAGGCCACAUACACAGCAACCUGUCACUCUGUGGAAGUAGUGGCAGAAGGGUCUGUGUGGAUUAUUAUUGCAGGAAUGGAGGAUAUUUAGGAGGAAUGGCAGGACUGGACCUUUGACUGAACACCAGGAUUUCAUUUUGAAUUCUUCUUGAGAAGUUUCUUCAGCAGACAUGGCUUCGCUGGGGCAGAUCAUCUUUUACAGCAUGGUUACCCUCAUCGUCUUAUUCGCGGCUGUCAUCAUCCUCAUCUUAGCCCUGGCCUUGACAGUGGGGUCAACAGAGGUGUUUAGUAGCAACAAGAUGGCCAUCGCUAACCUCGGGGAGGAUGUACUGCUCAGCUGCUAUCUGAACACAGACAGUCAGGACACCCGGCUGAAAGGUGUGUCGGUGACCUGGCAGAAGACGGGGCUGACGGGACUUGUGUACCAGUAUGAGAACGGAGCUCCAAAACUCAGUGACCAGAACGCCCAGUUUAAAAGGAGAACUCAACUCUUCCCGGAUGCUUUGAUCUCGGGGAACGCCUCCCUGCUGCUGAGGGGGGUGAGUCGCAGUGACGCGGGGGAGUACUCCUGCAGCAUCAGCUCCUCUGCGGGAGGCGGGAAGGUCUCCGUCAACCUGAGAACCGGAGCCUUUUCAGCCCCCACCUUUAAAUUCUCAAACGACAUCCUGACUGCUGAGGCGAGCAGGUGGCUCCCUAAACCCAACGUGACUUGGUCUCACAAUGACGGGGAGUUCCUGAGUGGAAUCACAAACUUCAUAGAAAACUCUGGAGGGAUUUUCAGCUUAGUCAGCACGCUGCAGCCGGUCAACGUCAGCCAGCCCUACACCUGCAGGAUCCAGAACGACCUGGUGACUGCCGUCUCCACUGCGACUGCUACAGGUUCUGAUGUUUCAAGGAACACUUACUUCGUCUACAGCGCUGCAUCAACCCCAUUGGCUUUAACUUGUCUGAACGUUAUGACCACUGUCCUCUACGUGUAUUAUCUCACCUAAACACACACACACACACACACACACACACACACACACACACACACACACACACACACACACACACACACACACACACACACACACACACACACACACACACACACACAUAUGGAUGUGAAUCCUCUUAAUUAUGCACGUGUUACAUUCAGUGAGAGAAUUCAACAAAAGUAUUAAUUCAAAGCUUGCUUGUGUUUAGACCUUUGAAUCCAUCCCCAGUGUAACAGGUAAUCAAUUCUGUCUGAUAUUAGGCAAAUUCAAAAUACAUAUACUCUUUUAUUUCUGAAUAGUAUGGGUUUUUUUUAUUGGUUUCAUUGCAGUGGGUGUUGUUACUGUGUAACAGAAUUGAACUCUUCCAGUAACAUUUCUCAAUCAACUUUUUCUCCAAUCUAUUUGAUGUUUAAACUGAUUUUGCAAUUAUUAUUUGUCAGUAAAAAUGUCCUUUCCUACGAUCUUGA
Eleginops maclovinus (Patagonian blennie) is the source of this 3000-nucleotide messenger RNA. It is a transcript of the gene vtcn1, whose product is annotated as V-set domain containing T cell activation inhibitor 1. Gene Ontology annotation, biological process: regulation of cytokine production; T cell receptor signaling pathway. Gene Ontology annotation, molecular function: signaling receptor binding. The transcript has 5 exons. The record is from RefSeq and is a predicted model, not a curated record. The coding region runs from base 1724 to 2545 and encodes 273 amino acids. Gene Ontology annotation, cellular component: external side of plasma membrane. NCBI's taxonomy places the organism in Eukaryota, Metazoa, Chordata, Actinopteri, Perciformes, Eleginopidae.